Sphenostylis stenocarpa is the source of this 1422-nucleotide messenger RNA. The record is from the annotation of a GenBank genome assembly. Lineage: Eukaryota; Viridiplantae; Streptophyta; Magnoliopsida; Fabales; Fabaceae.
AUGGUAGACACAGCAAGGCUUUUUGCCAGAUAUGGUGCUAGUGUUACCAUUAUCACUACCCAUGCUAAUGCUUUGACAUUCCAAAAGGCCAUAGACAGUGACUUCAAUUGUGGAUACCAAAUCAGAACUAAAGUGGUUCCAUUCCCUGCAGCCCAAGUUGGUCUCCCUGAUGGGGCUGAAAACCUCAAAGAUGGCACUUCCCCAGAAAUGAUUGGUAAAAUCUUUUAUGGAAUGUCGAUGCUCCAAGGUCAAUUUGAGCCUCUGUUUCAGGAUCUUCAACCAGAUUGUCUUGUAACUGAUGUGCUUUAUCCUUGGACAGUUGAAUCAGCUGAAAAACUAGGCAUUCCAAGGCUUUACUUUUACAGUGCAAGCCACUUUGCAAGCUGUGCCACUCAUUUUAUCAGAAAGCAUAAGCCUCAAGAGAGAUUAGCGUCUGCCACACACAAGUUCUCAAUUCCUGGCCUUCCACAUAAUAUUGAGAUGACCACCCUACAGCUAGAACAAUGGGUAAGGACUAAGGAUGAAUUCGCAGAUUUGAUGAAUGCAGUAUAUGAAUCAGAGAACAGAAGCUAUGGAACACUGUGCAACAGUUUUCAUGAACUUGAAGGUGAUUAUGAGCAUCUUUAUCGAAGUACAAAGGGGAUCAAGUGUUGGAGUGUAGGACCAGUUUCAGCCUGGGCUAACAAAAGUGAUGAAGAAAAAACCAAUAGGGGAAACAAGGAGGAUCUUGAGCAAGAUUCAGCGUGGCUAAAUUGGCUCAACUCUAAGCAAAAUGAGUCUGUACUUUAUGUAAGUUUUGGAAGCCUCACUAGGCUCUCUAAUGCUCAGAUUGUUGAAAUUGCUCACGGGCUCGAAAAUUCUGGCUGUAGUUUCAUCUGGGUUCUACGAAAAAAGGAUGAAAAUGAGAGUGGAGACGUUUUCCUUCAAGAGUUUGAGGAGAAGAUGAAAGAAAGCAAGAAGGGUCAUAUCAUAUGGAACUGGGCACCACAACUUCUGAUAUUAGACCACCCUGCCAUAGGAGGAAUAGUGACUCACUGUGGUUGGAAUUCCAUUCUUGAAAGUGUGAGUGCUGGAUUGCCAAUGAUCACAUGGCCAAUGUUUGCAGAGCAAUUUUACAAUGAGAAGCUGUUAGUUGAUGUGUUGAAAAUUGGUGUCCCAGUGGGAGCUAAAGAAAACAAGUUCUGGACAAGCCCAGGCAAGGAUGCAUUGGUGGGAAGGGAAGAGAUUGCAAAGGCUAUUGUACAGUUGAUUGGGAAAGAAGAGAACUCAGAAAUGAGGAAUAGAGCAAGAAAACUUGGUAAUGCUUCCAAGAAGACUAUAGAGGAGGGUGGAUCCUCUUACAACAACUUGAUGCAGUUGUUGGAUGAGUUAAAAUCAUUAAAGGCAUCUAAAGCCAUUGAGAAAACAAACUUGAAAAUUUAA